GGUAUCAGCAGUGGGGGAUUGUCUAUGCAUCCAUCAAGAAGAACUCCCUCGGACUAAAGUGGCAGUUUGACAAAUCUAGAAGUAUCAGUGCUCGCUGCUUUUGCAGGGUACAUCAUGUGGCACAGGUGCUCUUUGAAAGACAGAUGACGUCAUUACCAGAUUUCAUAUCUGUCAACCUCCAAAGCCUUAUUCUGUCUUUCGAGAAAUGUCAGAAAUGGGAUAGAGGCCCGACUAGCGGCUGGCAGCAGCAGUACCAACUCGCGGCGACGAGACCGGCAGGUGACGGAGGUGAGGCCCAAAAGAGGAGAGAGGCUAGCGAGAGGCUUGCCAGGCAGGACGGGGCCCUAUCGAAAGAUCGGUGUCUUGGGCGUCAGACGGCAUCCACCCGGACCAGGCAGCGGCCAGGAUCAACAUGGGACCAAAGAAGGUGCUCUCUCCUGAUGAAACUAGCUAGCUGCUAAGCUAACGAGGCUAGCGGAGAAAGGCAGCGCCGGUCUGAAGGAAGCUUCUCCCCCGCCACCGUGACCACCACUUCCCGAAGACAGCUGGCACCCCACUCGGCGACGGAAAGUUUCUGUGAGUAUGGCUUCCUGCGCUUCGUGCACUUUACUCAUGGAUAGGUUGGCUUUGCUAGAGAGCCGUGUCCGCCAGUUAGAGCAGUGUAAUUUCGUAACUUUAGAUGUUGCGGACACAUCUGCUAGCGUUAGCUGUAGCGAGCUAACUAGCCCAGCUUGUAGCAGCCCUAAUCGGCCUACAAGCUACGGUGUACCGGUUGAGACGCAUAAUAGAUUUAGCCCUUUAGCUAGUCCUACACCCCAGUCUACCGGGCACCACACUUUAGUUAUAGGGGACUCCAUCACCCGAAACAUAAAGCUUAGCAAACCAGCCACAAUUAAGUGUAUUCCCGGGGGCAGAGCACCUGACAUUGAAGCUAAUCUUAGGGAGCUAACUCGCAACAGGUCUAGUAAGCACGUACGGCAGGCUAACCGCACCACUAGUUAUGCGAAUAUAGUAAUACACGUUGGCUCCAAUGACGUUAAGAUGAGACAAUCAGAGAUUACAAAGAGAAACAUAGCCAGGGCUUGUAAUCUCGCCAGAAAGAUGUCCAGGCAUCGAGUAAUUGUCUCUGGCCCCCUGCCUGGGAGAGGCAAUGAUGAGAGAUAUAGCAGAUUAGUCUCUCUUAACAGGUGGCUGGAUAGCUUCUGCAGACAACAGGGAUUUACGUUUAUUGAUAAUUGGCCCUCUUUCUGGGGCAAACCUGGCUUGCUGAGGAGAGACGGCCUUCACCCUAACCAGGAAGGCGCUAUCCUCUUGUCUCGGAACAUAGACUUCGCAUUGAGCCACAUUUGACUAACUGCACUAGAGCAAGCCCGGUCACAGGCAAUUACAGAGCCUGCUAGCCUGGGUAUGGAGUCAGUUAAGUUAGAACUAGCCAGCGCCAGGCUGGAUGAUCCCUGUACACAUAGCAAUUUUCGUAGAAUAAUACACAACUCACAAAAUGUUUUUUCUACUGUGUCUAUGACUUCGUCAGAGUUAGACAUGCGUUCUACUGAGGUGGCAAAUUAUGAUGCGUUCAGUUUAUCGCAGCGCCAAGUAGACAAUCUGAAAAUUCCCGUCAUAUCAAUUCCUAGAUAUGGUCGUAAUUAUUUUAAGUACACUGCGCAUAAUAAACGCAACAUUAUUAAUAUUGCUACUACGGAUAAUUUUAUCAACAACUCCUUAAAACAGCCCACUACCUAUAAUAUGGGCUUUCUAAACAUCAGAUCUUUGUCUCCCAAAACGUUAUUAGUCAAUGAGGUCAUUAGAGACAACAACCUUAACGUCAUCGGUCUUAGCGAAACCUGGCUUAAACCAGACGACUUUUUUGCGAUAAAUGAGGCAUCCCCUCCUAACUAUACGAAUGCGCAUAUUGCCCGUCACCUCAAAAGGGGAGGGGGUGUCGCACUAAUAUACAACGAAAACUUUAACUUUAGUCCUAACUUAAAUAAUAAAUAUAAAUCGUUUGAGGUGCUUUCUAUGAAGUCUGCCACACCUCUGCCUCUGUGCCUGGCCGUUAUCUACCGCCCCCCAGGGCCCUAUUCGGACUUUAUUAGUGAAUUCUCAGAGUUUGUUGCUGAUCUAGUGACGCACGCCGAUAAUAUAAUUAUAAUGGGGGACUUUAAUAUCCAUAUGAAUACCCCAUUGGACCCACCGUGCGUGGCGCUCCAGACUAUAAUUGAUAGCUGUGGUCUUACACAAAUAAUAAAUGAACCGACGCAUCGCAGCGGUAAUACGAUAGACCUAGUGCUUGUCAGAGGUAUCACCGUCUCCAAAGUUAUGAUACUCCCGUAUACUAAAGUAAUGUCCGAUCAUUACCUUAUAAAAUUCGAAGUUCAGACUCAUGUUCGGCAAGCUAAUAAUAAUAAUAACUGCUAUAGCAGCCGCAACAUUAAUGCUGCCACAACGACGACUCUUGCGGACCUACUGCCCUCGGUAAUGGCACCGUUCCCAAAGUAUGUGGGCUCUAUUGAUAACCUCACUAACAACUUUAACAACGCCCUGCGCGAAACCAUUGAUAGUAUAGCACCGCUGAAGUUAAAAAAGGCUCCAAAAAGGCGUACGCCAUGGUUUACUGAAGAAACUAGAGCUCAGAAAUUAUUAUGUAGAAAGCUGGAACGCAAAUGGCGCACGACUAAACUUGAGGUGCACCAUCAAGCAUGGAGUGAUAGUUUAAUAACUUAUAAACGCAUGCUUACCUUAGCUAAGACUAAUUAUUACUCAAAUCUCAUCCGCAUUAAUAAAAACGAUCCAAAAAUUUUUGUUUAGUACAGUAGCAUCGCUAACCCAACAAGGGACUCCUUCCAGUAGCUCCACCCAUUCGGCAGAUGACUUUAUGAAGUUCUUUAAUAAGAAAAUUGAAUUUAUUAGAAAGGAGAUUAAAGACAAUGCGUCCCAGCUACAAUGGGGUUAUAGUAACACAGAUACGAUUGUAUAUACGGCGGAUACUGCAAAUAUCCAAAAUAGUUUCUCUCGUUUUGAUGAAAUAACAUUAGAAGGAUUGUUACAACGUGUAAAUGGAAUAAAACAAACAACAUGUUUACUUGACCCACUUCCUGGGAAACUGAUCAAGGAGCUUUUUGUAUUAUUAGGUCCAUCAGUGCUAAAUAUUAUAAACUUAUCACUUUCCUCGGGCACUGUUCCCGUUGCAUUCAAAAAAGCGGUUAUUCAUCCUCUCCUUAAAAGACCUAACCUCGAUCCAGACCUCAUGGUAAACUACCGACCGGUGUCUCACCUUCCCUUCAUUUCGAAAAUCCUCGAAAAAAUUGUUGCAGAGCAGCUAAAUGAGCACUUAGCGUUUAACAAUCUAUGUGAAACCUUUCAAUCCGGUUUCAGGGCAAAUCACUCGACUGAGACAGCCCUCGCAAAACUGACUAAUGAUCUAUUGCUAACGAUGGACUCUGAUGCGUCAUCUAUGUUGCUGCUCCUCGAUCUUAGCGCUGCUUUCGAUACCGUCGAUCAUAAUAUUUUAUUAGAGCGUAUCAAAAUACGAAUUGGUAUUUCAGACUCAGCCCUGUCAUGGUUUAACUCUUAUCUUACUGAUAGGAUGCAGUGCGUCUCCUAUAACAGUGUGACCUCGGACUAUGUUAAGGUAACGUGUGGAGUUCCCCAGGGUUCGGUCCUUGGCCCUGUACUCUUCAGCAUCUACAUGCUGCCGCUAGGUGACGUCAUACGCAAAUACGGUAUUAGCUUUCACUGUUAUGCUGAUGACACCCAACUUUACAUGCCCCUAAAGCUGACCAACACGCCGGACUGUAGUCAGUUGGAAGCGUGUCUUAAUGAAAUUAAACAAUGGAUGUCCGCUAACUUUUUGCAACUUAAUGCCAAAAAAACGGAAAUGCUGAUUAUCGGUCCUGCUAGACACCGACCUCUAUUUAAUAAUACAACUUUAACAUUUGACAACCAAAUAAUAAAACAAGGUGACUCUGUAAAAAAUCUGGGUAUUAUCUUCGACCCAACUCUCUCCUUUGAGUCACACAUUAAAAGCGUUACUAAAACGGCCUUCUUUCAUCUCCGUAAUAUCGCUAAAAUUCGCUCCAUUUUGUCCACUAAAGACGCCGAGAUCAUUAUCCAUGCGUUUGUUACGUCUCGUCUCGAUUACUGUAACGUAUUAUUUUCGGGUCUCCCAAUGUCUAGCAUUAAAAGAUUACAGUUGGUACAAAAUGCGGCUGCUAGACUUUUGACAAGAACAAGAAAGUUUGAUCAUAUUACGCCUGUACUGGCUCACCUGCACUGGCUUCCUGUGCACUUAAGAUGUGACUUUACGGUUUUACUACUUACGUAUAAAAUACUACACGGUCUAGCUCCAGCCUAUCUUGCCGAUUGUAUUGUACCGUAUGUCCCGGCAAGAAAUCUGCGUUCAAAAGACUCCGGCUUAUUAGUGAUUCCUAGAGCUCAAAAAAAGUCUGCGGGCUAUAGAGCGUUUUCCGUUCGGGCUCCAGUACUCUGGAAUGCCCUCCCGGUAACAGUUCGAGAUGCUACCUCAGUAGAAGCAUUUAAGUCUCAUCUUAAAACUCAUCUGUAUACUCUAGCCUUUAAAUAGACCUCAUUUUUAGACCAGUUGAUCUGCCGCUUCUUUUCUUUCUCCUAUGUCCCCCCCUCCCUUGUGGAGGGGGUCCGGUCCGAUGACCAUGGAUGAAGUACUGACUGUCCAGAGUCGAGACCCAGGAUGGACCGCUCGUCGGGACCCAGGAUGGACCGCUCGCCUGUAUCGGUUGGGGACAUCUCUACGCUGCUGAUCCGCUUGAGAUGGUUUCCUUUGGACGGGACUCUCACUGCUGUCUUGGAGCCACUAUGGAUUGAACUUUCACAGUAUCAUGUUAGACCCGCUCGACAUCCAUUGCUUUCGGUCCCCUAGAGGGGGGGGGUUGCCCACAUCUGAGGUCCUCUCCAAGGUUUCUCAUAGUCAGCAUUGUCGCUCGCGUCCCACUGAAUGUGAAUUCUCCCUUCCCACUGGGUGUGAGUUUUCCUUGCCCUUUUGUGGGUUCCUCCGAGGAUGUUGUAGUCGUAAUGAUUUGUGCAGUCCUUUGAGACAUUUGUGAUUUGGGGCUAUAUAAAUAAACAUUGAUUGAUUGAUUGAUUGAUAUCAGUAACGUAUCAUUUCUAACGGGCAAAUUCCCUGACAAAAUGAAAAUUUCAAAAGUUGUACCUAUUCAUAAGAAUGGAAACAUACACCAGUUCACUAACUACAGACCAGUUUCCUUACUUCCACAAUUCUCCAAAAUCAUGGAAAAACUAUUCAAUAGCCGAUUAGACAAAUUCAUCAACAAAAGGAGGACGCUCGUGGAGAACCAAUUUCAAUUCAGAGCAAAUAUCUCAACAUCAAUAGCAUUAAUCAAAAUAACAGAGGAAAUAACCAAUGCAUUAGACGGUAAAGAAUGUGCGGCCGCAGUAUUCAUCGAAUUAACAAAAGCAUUUGACACAAUUAAUCAUGAUAUUUUAAUACAAAAACUAGAACGAUAUGGCAUCAGAGGUUUGGUCUUGAACUGGGUAAGAAGCUAUUUAACCAACAGGAAGCAAUAUGUGAAGAUGGGUGAAAAUAUUUCAACACGGCUAGAUAUAUCUUGUGGUGUACCCCAGGGAUCAAUAAUAGGACCAAGAUAUUUAAAUCUUUAUAUAAACAACAUUUGUAAAGUUACAAAGGACUUGAAGUUUGUUUUAUUUGCAGACGACACAACUGCUUUCUGUUCAGGAGAGAACACACGGAAGAUAAUACAAAUAAUAACGGAAGAAAUUAACACAUUUUAAAAAUGGUUUGAUAAAAACAGACUAUCUUUGAAUCUCAGUAAAACUAAAAUAAUGCUAUUUGGUAACAGUAGAAAAGAGCAUCAGACACGAAUACAAAUAGACGGAGUUGAUAUUGAAAGGGUAGAAGAUACCAGAUUUUUGGGAGUAUUAAUAGAUGAUAAAAUGAACUGGAAAUCUCAUAUACAAAACAUACAACAUAAGGUGGCAAAAAACAUUUCAAUAAUGAAUAAAACAAAAUACGUCCUGGGCCAAAAAUCACUUUAUAUUCUCUACUGCUUGCUAGUGUUACCAUAUCUGAGUUAUUGUGCGGAAAUAUGGGGAAACAACUACAAAUGUGCGCUACAUUCGUUAACUGUUAGAAAAAAGAUCAAUUAGAAUAAUACAGAAUGUUGAAUAUAGAGAACAUACAAACCCUUUAUGUAUUGAGUCAAAAAUAUUAAAGUUUGGUGAUUUGGUAAAAUUGCAAACAGCUAAAAUGAUGUACAUAGCAAAUUAUAAUCUGCUACCAAAGAAUGUACACCAAUUCUUCUCAACUAAAGAGGAGGAAUAAAACCUUAGAGGAAAAUGUAAUUUUAAACAUUUGUAUGCACGUACAACACUUAAAACCUUUAGCAUAUCAGUAUGUGGAAUUAAAUUAUGGAAUGGAUUAAGUAAAGAAGUUAAACAUUGUACUGAUAUGAUCCAGUUUAAGAGGCUGUUCACAUUAAUGGUGCUUACAAAGUACAAAUGAGAAGAAUUAUGAGAAACACUGUCAACCUUAUUGAAAAUAAGAUAUUCUAUAUAUCAGUAUGUUAACAAUGACUGGAUUAAUUAAUUACAUACUACAAAACUGUUGUAUUACUCAUGCACGGAUAUCAUUUUACUAUUUUACUAUAAAAAAGGUCAGUAAAUGAAGGUACAGUAUGUAUUUGUAAACGCUCUGACGUGGUAAAGGGGUAGGAUUAAAUAAGCUUUGCUUCUUCCUACUCCUUUUCGGACAUGAUGUAAUGUGAAAUGAUAUGAAAUUUUCUGAUGUAUUAUGCUGGAAGUAUGUUCAUGUUUGAAAUAAACUAAGAAACUUUCAGGAAAUGUCAGAAAUGGGAACAAGUGCUUUCGAUUUUGGGGGUGGUCCAGAUCACCGUCUGCAUUCAGGAUUUUUAUUUAAGGAUGUUUGUUUAGUUUAGUUUAGUGUUUAUUUGAAGGGAAAAUGCACGGAUCCAUUAAGCUCAAAGACAGAUAUGUUCUG
Molecule: messenger RNA, 7009 nt
Organism: Nerophis ophidion (straightnose pipefish)
Lineage: Eukaryota; Metazoa; Chordata; Actinopteri; Syngnathiformes; Syngnathidae
Exons: 3
Coding region: 2873-4579 (568 amino acids)
Molecular function (GO): catalytic activity
Source: RefSeq, a predicted model, not a curated record